Messenger RNA from Suillus bovinus, 890 nucleotides. RefSeq lists its product as uncharacterized. Bases 1 to 882 code for a protein of 293 amino acids. The record is from RefSeq and is a predicted model, not a curated record. NCBI's taxonomy places the organism in Eukaryota, Fungi, Basidiomycota, Agaricomycetes, Boletales, Suillaceae. The transcript has 10 exons.
AUGAAAAUACACUUAAAUACAGAGGCAGCACUGGUCGCUGGUGACAUUUCUGUAUCUCAUUGUGCGCUACCUUGGAAUCCUCUUUGCUGCCCUGGAAAUCCUGAUCAAUGUUCCGACCAUUUUGCUGACAGAUACAGUGGGUCUUCUGCUGCACAUAUACCUACUAUUUCCCUUCAGUUUACCGCGGUACCUUUUAGCAAUGUGAGUUGGAUUCUGUCUGUCGUAUGGAAUUGGACGGGUAUUGUGGUAUUUGCAAUACUGUGGAUCAUCAUCAUCACUCGGUUAUAUGCCAUGUAUCAACGAUCCAGAAAGAUCCUGAUAUUUCUCAUCGUCACCCUCCUGGCUAACAUAAUCUUCAUUGGAGUGGUAGCUAUAAUUAUAAUGGCACAUGCUUCAGUGGAGGAAUUCAUUCUCUCCGGGACUUAUCAGUGCUUGAUUGGCUUUCGGGGAGAUCUCCCACUUCUGACUUCUGUUAUGUGGAUACUCACCACUGUGUGGGAGGUCCUCACACUGUGUCUCGCACUCUGGAUUGCAGUAAAACACUUCCGUGAACUGCGACGACAUCCGACAGGAGGGAUUAUGAAGGACUGUUUUACGGUUUUGAUGAAAACCCAUCUGCUUUACUUUGUGAGCUUUGUCGCAGUUUCUUGCCUUCAGCUCGUUAUUCCAACAUUGUCAACGGAAUAUUCCUUAGAUGCUCAGAUUUAUUCUGGGUUUCUUCGGAUUUUGGAGGUUGUGCAGAUGUUUGUGUUGGGACCACGCCUGAUCCUUGGCGUUCGAGAAUUUAACGCAAAGCUCGUGGCUGACUCUGACGCAGCAACUUGUAUGACCUCAAUCGCCUUCCAGGAGCGCAUGCAUAUAUCGACUGGCAGUACUGUGUGACACACAAG